AGUUGAGCAUGGUGUGAGUUUAUACUUGAAUGUCUGAGGCGCUUAUAAAGUUAUUAUUCGCUGUUAAAUUAUUUGAAUUACUGACACAAGAAGCUCAUAACUCUAGAGACUGAAGCAGGCCAGGCAUGAGCCGUGCACACCUGGACAAGUGGCAGAGAAGGUCCUUUGACAUUUCGUCUGGCACGUGUACACCUGAACAGACGGCUGACGCUUAUCGGGCGCACAUUCUGUCCAUUCAGUAUGCAUGGGCGAAUGCCGAGCUCUCUCCGGCUGGAGCUGCCAGCCUAUUCAGGACCUACACUGAGCGCUACGCUGCAGUGCUGGACUCAGACGACCAGCGCACAGGACUGAAUAACUACGCCGACAGUGCCCUGCACCUGGCCCGCAAUCAGAAAAACCACAGCGACAAAUGGGAGUCAUCAUUAACAGUUGAAAAUGUGUUCAGCCUGCCGUGCGUGCAGAAGAUGAUGCAGAGUACGGUGGACGACGACAGUGUCUCUGUGGAUCCAGCAGAUGCUGACAUUAUUGUUGGUGGGGAAGUCAGUCGGAGUUGUGGCAAAGGUCUGAUUGAGUCUCGUGCUGCUGGUGGUUGUAAACCUGAGCAUCCUUCACCCUGGCCUACGCCCCAUAUCAGUGGUGUGGGAGAGAGAACAGCAAGUAACUUGACCAGUGGUGCUGUAGAAAGGACCAGAAGCAAAGAAACUGGUCUUCCUUCAGCCUAUAAUGCUCCUAGAGCCCCAACAGGGGUAACUCCACUCUUGGUUCAUAACACUUGUAAUUCCCCUAACAACUCUGGCUCUUUUCCUCAUUCGAGUUUUGCUAGUACCAGUGUGUCCAGUGCAAACAAUUACCAUUCUGUGUUCUACUCUUCCACAAAUCCCUCUAAGAGGAAGAACAUGUACAGUUCAGGAACUGAAAGCAACAGAAGCACAUUCCUAUCACAGGGAGGUCAUGAAGGUGGAGGUAGUGGUCAGAGAAGAGAAGAGUUUAAUGGCACUAACUUUAAAACAGCACGAGAGCAGCUUCUUGUCGACCAGCAGAAAAAAUAUUCCCAUCAGGGCCAGCGGGGUCCAUCAGCUCCUGUUGGUACAAUAACCAAAAAAUCUCUAGGGGCAAACAGGUCCCGGGGGACCAACUCCAAAUUUGUCUCACCAGUGCCAAAGCAGGAGGAAGAAAGCAACACCAGGGAUGACCCAACACAAGAUGCUCAGCCUGUUGAUGAACGGCUAAAGAACUUCGAGCCUAAAAUUAUUGAACUGAUUAUGAGUGAAAUUAUGGACCAUGGCCCACCUGUGGUUUGGGAGGAUAUUGCUGGCCUUGAGUUUGCCAAAGCUACAAUUAAGGAAAUUGUUGUUUGGCCCAUGCUCAGGCCUGAUAUUUUCACUGGUCUCAGAGGUCCACCUAAGGGCAUUCUUUUGUUUGGUCCUCCAGGUACUGGGAAAACGCUCAUAGGGAAGUGCAUAGCCUGUCAGUCUGGUGCCACGUUUUUCAGCAUUAGCGCAUCAUCACUCACCUCUAAGUGGGUGGGAGAAGGGGAAAAAAUGGUUAGAGCUCUGUUUGCCAUUGCCCGGUGCCAUCAGCCAGCGGUCAUUUUUAUCGAUGAGAUUGACUCCCUGCUUUCUCAGCGCACCGAUGGAGAACAUGACUCAUCUCGCCGGAUUAAGACCGAGUUUCUUGUCCAGCUUGACGGUGCUGCAACCUCCUCUGAGGAUCGAAUAUUGGUGGUGGGGGCCACCAAUCGGCCGCAAGAGAUUGAUGAAGCGGCUCGGCGUCGCCUGGCCAAGCGACUCUACAUCCCCCUUCCAGAGGCUACAGCUCGUCAGCAGAUAGUGACCAACCUAAUGUCACAGGAGAAGAGCCAGCUGGGAACUGAUGAGCUUGAGAAAGUGGUGUCAAGCACAGAAGGUUUCUCAGGGGCUGAUAUGACACAACUGUGCCGUGAAGCAGCACUCGGUCCAAUCCGCAGCAUCCGGCUGAGUGACAUUGCCACCAUCGCACCCGAGCAGGUGCGACCUAUACUUUACUGUGACUUUCAGGAGGCUCUUAAGACUGUACGGCCCAGUGUGUCUACCAAAGAUCUGGAGCUCUAUGAAGAAUGGAACAAGACUUUUGGUUGUGGGAGAUAAUCAUUAAGUCUUAAUUUGUGGUGUGUUUCAUCAUUGUUCGGUAUUUCUGUGUGUAAAAUUGAAUGGUAACAAACUUGAAACGUGUGUUUUGCUUUAAUAUUGUAAGUUCAACAGGUGACUGAAACCAGUGUUGACUUUCUUUGUUUGGAAAUGUUUUAAUUUUGAAAGCCUCUUGAUACAUUUUCUAUAAGUUCAGUUGUUACCCAGUACAAUUUUCUACACUGGGGUCUGGAUUUUGGAAAAUGUUGGAAAAUGAAUAAAUAAAUGGAUCCUUUUUUUUGGGGUCCCCCCCCCCCCCCAAGUUUUUUUUCCAAUAUUAAUAUUAACUCACUCAUAAGUUGUCCUUUUUCAACAUGUAUCCCUUUCCAUCUUAAAGCUUCUUAUCCCUCUGCAAGUAAUCUUUAAGUCCGUGGGAUUAUGGUCA
Molecule: messenger RNA, 2550 nt
Organism: Neoarius graeffei (lesser salmon catfish)
Lineage: Eukaryota; Metazoa; Chordata; Actinopteri; Siluriformes; Ariidae
Gene: fignl1
Product: fidgetin-like 1
Exons: 2
Coding region: 126-2126 (666 amino acids)
Molecular function (GO): microtubule severing ATPase activity; ATP binding; ATP hydrolysis activity
Source: RefSeq, a predicted model, not a curated record